Messenger RNA from Rattus rattus (black rat), 2101 nucleotides. RefSeq names its product zinc finger and SCAN domain-containing protein 2-like. The record is from RefSeq and is a predicted model, not a curated record. Gene Ontology annotation, molecular function: DNA-binding transcription factor activity, RNA polymerase II-specific; RNA polymerase II cis-regulatory region sequence-specific DNA binding. Bases 856 to 1470 code for a protein of 204 amino acids. The transcript is spliced from 2 exons. Gene Ontology annotation, biological process: regulation of transcription by RNA polymerase II. NCBI's taxonomy places the organism in Eukaryota, Metazoa, Chordata, Mammalia, Rodentia, Muridae.
UCCAGAGGCGGCGCCACGUGAGUCCCAGACUAGAGCCCAAGAUCAGGAGGGAGGUUACCGUAUUUAUCGAGGCCAGUGGGGGACCCUUGGUGCCGGGUCACUGCGGGCGCUCUACCGUAUUUGCCCGGAGCCGUGCAAGUCCUUUCUGGGAGUGUCAGUGCCGCGACUUAAUUACUUGUUUACUCAGGAUCGCGGGGUCCCGCGGGGGGCGCUGCGGGCACAGGGAUGGGUAGAUUGCAUGCAUUCCUCCAGGAGCUGGGACUGGCAGUCCAAAAGGGUGGGGGGCGGCAGCUGGGUGGCUGGGUGGCGGCCUAUUUAUGUUCCUAGGGGUGGGGUUGCGAUGCACAGCUUGCCACAUUGCUCGGACCCCUGAAUUGACAAGGCUGUGAGAGUCACGCUAGGUAGGGUGAGCUCUUGGGAUUAAUGCAGGGGUUUGACCAGACCAGCGCUGCAGGAGGCUUUUCGGCUUUAUGGGGGCGGGGGAAGAAGGGCGCAGCGCUGCGGGAGACUUAACUGUGUUUUCCUUGGGCUGCCCAGACUCUAGAGGAAAAAGCUGCUGCAGACUGCAGAAGGGGAGCAGGUUGGGCUGUGAGUGUGGCACCUGAUGGAGGGACAUGGGGGAGGGAUGGAAAACUUUGGCUUUAGACCCUCUGGGCCCUGGUCAGAGGUCUAGUAGGGAAAGUGGGAAGGUUGCCCAAUGACAGGACCAGGCUCAGAUUGGCUAAGGAGACUUUGAUGGGUCUGUCUUUGCAAAUGCCAGCACAGAUGUUUGGGGAGGGAUUAUGGGUGGAGACUCAGGGCAAAGGAUUCUAAUCCCUUUCUCCAAGGGGCUGGUGAUUGCAUCCGGAAGUGCCCAUGACAGAGCUGGUGUCCUCCAGGGGAGGGUCCCCUAUAGGGGACAGAGAGGAGGGUCUGGGAGACGAUCAAGGCCUGGUUAUCCACCACCCAGCGGAGGAACAGUCCCACCGCUGCCCACUGUGCGGGCAGACCUUCUCCCAGCAGCCUAGCCUGGUGCGGCACCAGAAAGCGCACGUGGGGGCUGGCCGGGCAGCCGCCUUCGUGUGUCCCGAGUGCGGCAAGGCCUUCAGCGUCAAACACAACCUGGAAGUGCACCAGCGCACACACACCGGCGAGCGGCCCUUCCCCUGCCCCGACUGCGGCCGCUGCUUCAGCCUCAAGCAAAACCUGCUCACGCACCAGCGCAUUCACAGCGGCGAGAAGCCGCACCAGUGCGCGCAGUGCGGUCGCUGCUUCCGCGAGCCGCGCUUCCUGCUCAACCACCAGCGUACCCACGCGCGCAUGCCCACGCCACACCCACGCCGUCCCGGUGUCUUCGGGGAACGGCGACCCUACUUCUGCCCUCGCUGCGGCAAGAGCUUCGCGCGUGAGGGCUCGCUCAAGACCCACCAGCGCAGCCAUGGCCACGGGCCUGAGAGUCAAGCAGCGGCGCAUUUGAGCAGUGUGCUAUGAUCUGUGGGAGACCUGCCACCACCAGCUGCCUCCAAUCCAGAAGCCGCAUCCAAGGGUGCUGAGUUGCAGUCCCCUGUCUGGAUGGGCUCCUGGGAGGAGGGUGGGGCCAUCUUAGGGUGUUGAAAGGCCUCCGGGCCACAGCCCCCUUUUCUUCCUGACCCUGGACCCCUUGGCUGGCUGCAUGUAUCUUUGGGCACCUGCAUUAGUUUGCCUCCUCUGGCUGCCUAGAGCAGGUGAGACCCAGGGCUGGCCAAAGUCCCCUGAGGUUUGAGGGUGGUGGGUGUGUAGUGUUGGCUGUCCAGGUCAGGACUGGGCGGUGGGGCCUGUGUUGGUUUCCAUGACUUGCUGCUUACCAGAUCUUCAUUCCCAGCGUGUCAGACUUGAAAGCGACUUGAAGAGGGACAUUUGUCACAGUUCCCAGGCCCAACCUUGGUCCCCAAAGCUCAGCCUCCUGCAUCCACUGUCUGGUGGCCUUGAGAAGCCAUUCCACUUCUUGUCUCAGUUUGCUUAUCUGUAAGUUGGAGAUGAAGAUGAGAGACGUUUCCUCUUCCCUUGGGUACCACGAGGCUUCACUGUUAUCAGAAGAAGCCAUUUGUCUGGAGAGUUGUACUAAUUAGUUCUGGAUUGUGCU